CCCAGGGAAUCCAAGCAUCUCUCUCCAGAGAAUCGCAGAGAUGAUGGUUCUGGCCCUCACCCUCUUCUGCCUCCUCCUUGCAGGGAAUGAAGCCAAAGUGUUUGGGAGAUGUGAACUGGCUGCGCGAUUGAAACGGGCUGGGAUGGAUGGAUAUCGUGGCGUCAGCCUGGCCAACUGGAUCUGUGCCGCUUAUCAUCAAAGCUCAUUUAACACCAGACUCAUGGGGCCACAAACCUCCAGCGGCAAUCGUGAGUAUGGAAUCUUUCAGAUAAGCAGCCGCUGGUGGUGCGACAAUGGACAUCGCCCAACAGCCAAUGGGUGUAGCAUCUCCUGCUAUGCGUUCUUAAAUGAUGACAUCACAAAUGAUAUUAACUGUGCCAAGAGGAUUGUCCGUGACCCCCAAGGGAUGAAUGCAUGGUAUGCUUGGAAGAAACAUUGCAAAGGAAAAAAUCUCUCAAAGUGGACAAGAGGUUGCAGACUCUGAGUUCCAUGGUCCUGAAUGAAUUCCAGCAUUUCUCUCGAGAUCCCCUUUGAUGAAACGUCUACCUACUGCCAUAUAAUCAAAAUCCAGCUGCUGCUUCCUGCACUAGCAUUUGCAUAUUGUGCCACACCCCAUGGGGGAGGGAAAUGGCCCUCUUUCUAUAUGAAUGAGGGGAAGUGAUUGUUUUUUUUAAAGUGUGUCUGGGCUGGUCAGUCAUCUUGCUCUGGAUUGCAAGCCUCUCUGCUUGAAAAUUUCCAAUAAAUUGAACAUAAACAAAACUCUUUUCUUGUUUGAUGGGUGAAUAGAAAGAACAGAAUUAAGUUAAGCAUCAUCAUCAUCCCAUCAUAAUUUGCAGGGAAGUGCAGAAGCGUUCCUAGGUCCCUUGCACCCCUGGCAAGGAGCUGUAUGGGCACACACACACACACACCAGAAAAGAUCCCUUCUCCCACAUGUGAUCUUGCUGUGACAGCAGCGAUGCACUGCCACACACAUACACACCAUAAACUCCAUAGUCUCUCACAGUCUACCUUCAUGCUUCCUGCCAUCUCUCCCACCACUCAGCUCCCAGCUCUUGUCUAAACUCAAGACCUUACACAGACAACUAGUGACAGAUUUCUGGGGUGACUUACAAAUGUCAGAGAGAUUGGAAAAUGGGCCCCAAGUUUGCAGUCAAUUUAAAAUUGGAACACAUCCUAUAAUAUUCCCAUUGUUUCCUGACUGACUUUCUCCUGCUUAUUACUUCUGGUACAUCCUAUUAUGAAGUUUUCCUAAACAAAAUAAAAAAAACUCCUUCCAGUA
Messenger RNA from Zootoca vivipara (common lizard), 1279 nucleotides. RefSeq names its product lysozyme C, milk isozyme-like. The record is from RefSeq and is a predicted model, not a curated record. Gene Ontology annotation, molecular function: lysozyme activity. Lineage: Eukaryota; Metazoa; Chordata; Lepidosauria; Squamata; Lacertidae.